AUGAAGUGCACUGCAUUACUCGGCAUCUCUGUCGCCGGCUUCGCGGCUUCGGCUGCUGCCGCCACGGCAACCAAGAUGGGCGUCGAGCAGCCGUCGUCGCCCCCCAUCUACAUGCAGCCGGUCGUCCAGGGCUGCUUCUCGUCAUCCGGUGACCUCGUUUUCAACUCAUCCCAGCCUUUCAACUCGCGAGGCGCAUGUGGCGGGACCGUCUGCCAGGCCAUGGGCAAGGCCGUCGCCGCCUCCACCGAGGGCAGCAAGUGCUACUGUGGUGACAGCUACCCGCCCAACUCCACGCUCGUCGACGACAAGUACUGCAACGCGCCGUGCACAGGAUUCGGCCAAGACGCCUGCGGCGGCACUGGCUACUGGACUGUCUACAACACCGGUCUCGAGCUGUACGGUGUUCCCUACGCAAACGACUCUUCCUCGUCGUCCUCGUCGUCGUCUUCGUCCGCCACGACUGCUUCGACGACCAUGGUCGGCGGCCAGACCGUCUUCGUGACACAGACGAGCGAAUCUGAUAACAGCGGAUCGAAGAAGUCGAGCACCAACACGGCAGGCAUCGCUGCCGGAGCCGUUGUUGGCGUUGUUGCUGUGGCUGCUGCCGUGGGCGCCGGCUUCUUCAUUAUCCGCCGCCGCCGCAACCGCGCGAUCGAGGAGGAGUACCGCCGCAACGCUGCUGUCAACGCCUUCUUCAGCGGCGGCAGCGGCAAGGCAGAGAGCACGACGGGCAGCCACAGUAUCUCAGAUUCCCGGCUAGACCCCGUCAUGUCUCAGCGCCGCAUGAGCGACGGCAGCAUCGCCGACAACGAAGACUACUCCAGAAGGAUUCUCCGAGUACGUGUAACCCUUGCGAUGAUGCCGUGA
Sporothrix brasiliensis 5110 is the source of this 867-nucleotide messenger RNA. Its product is annotated as cell wall integrity and stress response component. NCBI's taxonomy places the organism in Eukaryota, Fungi, Ascomycota, Sordariomycetes, Ophiostomatales, Ophiostomataceae. The transcript has a single exon. The coding region runs from base 1 to 867 and encodes 288 amino acids. The record is from RefSeq and is a predicted model, not a curated record.